Molecule: messenger RNA, 1735 nt
Organism: Corticium candelabrum
Lineage: Eukaryota; Metazoa; Porifera; Homoscleromorpha; Homosclerophorida; Plakinidae
Product: heterogeneous nuclear ribonucleoprotein F-like
Exons: 5
Coding region: 45-1592 (515 amino acids)
Cellular component (GO): ribonucleoprotein complex
Molecular function (GO): RNA binding
Source: RefSeq, a predicted model, not a curated record
UUGCUUUCGUCGACCACGUUGCUUGGUUUUGUGUUUUGCUGCCAAUGGAACAGUCAGAUCAGUGUGACGGUUUUGUGGUGAGAGCGCGCGGCUUGCCGUGGUCGGCAACACAUGAUGAAGUCAUCAAUUUCUUCUCUCCUGUACCAGUGAUGGGAGGACAGCAAGGUGUUCACUUUACGUUUACUCGUGAUGGUCGACCUUCAGGGGAGGCUUUUAUUGAGUUUGCGAAUUUGGAAGAUCUUGAAUCAGCGCUUAGGAAGCACAACGCUCACAUGGGCAGAAGAUACGUCGAGGUAUUUCGAUCUAAGAAAACGGAGAUGGAUUGGGUGCUACAGAAGAAUGGUCAAGGUACAAAGGUGGACGCGGUCGUGCGCCUGCGUGGACUGCCUUAUGGGUGCGGCAAAGAGGACAUCGAGCAGUUUUUUUCUGGGUUACAGAUUGGUGCGAAUGGGAUCACUCUGACGUCUGACAUGGAGGGGAGGAGCAGCGGGGAAGCAUUUGUUGAAUUUACCAGCGCAGAAGAAGCAGAUAAGGCGCUGGGAAGGCAUCGUCAAGCCAUGGCCCACAGGUAUGUUGAAGUGUUUCGAUCAAAUGCUGCAGAGUUGAAGUUUGUGCGUGAAGGAGAUGGUAGGGGAGGAUAUAGUGGUUCCAGGCAUACUCCGUAUGAAAGAGGGAGACAAGGAGAGUAUGAUGCAUCAUUUCACAAUCGCUAUGGCAGUGGAUACGAGCGAAGAUACAGAGGAGGCAAUCGUAUGGGCUAUGUUAGAGAGGAUGGCUUGUCAACUGCUGCCAUGUAUUCAGAUCAAUAUUAUAACACUUUUGGUCAAUAUGAGAUGGGUUAUGGUCCUUCUGGUUAUGGGAUGAGACGAGAUAUGAGAGAAAUAAGUAUGAUGGAUAGAGAAGGUGCCAGGAUGGGCAUAGGGCUGAAUGCCAGGUCUACAACUCCACAUUGUGUUAGGAUGAGAGGAUUACCAUUUUCUGCUACUGAACAGAAUGUUUUGGAGUUCUUUGCUCCUCUUACUCCUGUUGCUGUUCAUAUGGAGUAUGACAGAUCAGGCAGAGCGUCAGGAGAAGCAACAGUAGACUUUGCUACUCAUGAAGAGGCAAGUGAGGCGAUGGGAAAAAACAGACAGUCUAUGGGUCAUCGCUACAUAGAGUUGUUUCUUCACUCAUGCCCUACUCGUCCUGCUCCUGCUGCCGCUACUGCUAUUUCAAUGGGAGCUGCUGCUGCUUCAGGUCGAGUGUUGACAAAUCCAGCAGUUCAGGAUCAUAAUGUGUUAGCAGCCAGUUCAUAUGGCAUAAGUGGUAUGACUGCACAAGAAUUGGUGACCGCUUACCCAACUUCCAGUAUGACUAUGACAGUUGGCUCAACUAUGGGAGGUAUUCCGACUGUUGCUCCAGCAGCUGCUCCAUCUCCAGCGGCUGCAAUGAUGGUGAGCAGCAUGAAUAACAACAUGGGCCAAGUGAUGAGUUCAAUGGCUCCUAGCAUGGUGGUGGCAAGUAUGGCUCCAAGCAUGGCUCUUACUGGGGCUCCACAAAUGAACAUUGCAGGGGCCAUUCCUAGAGAUGGACAAGCCUUUAGUUCGUUCUAACAUUGACAUUGAUUUCAGUAAGAACCUCACUUUUCUUGUCUUACAUACGUUGCUGUACUGUUGACAUUUGCUGUCGCCCUAUAUGAUGGUUACGUCUGUACGUUAGUAUGUAUCGCUAAUAAUUUUCGAUAUUUCAAACCGCA